Neofelis nebulosa (Clouded leopard) is the source of this 3503-nucleotide messenger RNA. It is a transcript of the gene OPRM1, whose product is annotated as opioid receptor mu 1. Gene Ontology annotation, cellular component: neuron projection; membrane. Gene Ontology annotation, molecular function: G-protein alpha-subunit binding; beta-endorphin receptor activity; morphine receptor activity. The transcript has 4 exons. The coding region runs from base 440 to 1645 and encodes 401 amino acids. Lineage: Eukaryota; Metazoa; Chordata; Mammalia; Carnivora; Felidae. The record is from RefSeq and is a predicted model, not a curated record. Gene Ontology annotation, biological process: G protein-coupled opioid receptor signaling pathway; sensory perception of pain; neuropeptide signaling pathway.
UCCCCCCAACCCUUCCCUCCAACUCCCUUCCCCAUUCUGCUCCUCCUUAGAUGUGUUUGCAGGGACGAGUGCCGAAUGGGGAGACAGACCAACUCGUUAGAUCGCUUUGCGCAAAAUCCACCCCCCUUCUCUCUUCUCCCUCCCCUCCAGCCUCUGGAUCCCGCACAGCCCUCCCUCCCCUCCCUACAGUGGUGUUGGGUUGAGGAUGUGUCUCUACUACUAAGGCGAAAGGGGGCUACAAACAGUGGAUAAUGUCAGAUGCCCAGCUCUCCCCUUCUGCCUGAAGCUCCUCUCUGGCUGCACCAGGAUUGGUCUCUGUAAGAAAUAGCAGGAACUGUGGUAGCGGCGGCGAGAGGAAGCAGCUGAGACGCGUGGAACCUGGAAAAGUCUGGGUGCUCGCUGUUACCUCACAACGAGGUCCCAGCCAGGCGUCAGCACCAUGGACAGCAGCACCGUCCCCACGAACGCCAGCAAUUGCACUGAUCCCUAUUUGCACUCUUCAAGUUGCUCCCCAGCACCUAGCCCGGGUUCCUGGGUCAACUUCUCCCACCUAGAUGGGAACCUGUCCGACCCAUGCGGUCCUAACCGCACGGAGCUGGGCGGGAGCGACAGCUCGUGCCUUUCGACCGGCAGUCCUUCCAUGAUCACAGCCAUCACCAUCAUGGCCCUCUACUCCAUCGUGUGCGUCGUGGGUCUCUUCGGAAACUUCCUGGUCAUGUAUGUGAUUAUCAGAUACACCAAAAUGAAGACUGCCACCAACAUCUAUAUUUUCAACCUUGCUCUAGCAGAUGCCUUAGCAACCAGCACCCUGCCCUUCCAGAGUGUCAAUUACCUAAUGGGAACAUGGCCGUUUGGAACCAUCCUCUGCAAGAUUGUGAUCUCCAUCGAUUACUAUAAUAUGUUCACAAGCAUCUUUACCCUCUGCACCAUGAGCGUCGAUCGCUACAUCGCAGUCUGCCAUCCCGUCAAGGCCCUGGACUUCCGUACACCCCGCAAUGCCAAAAUUGUCAAUGUGUGCAACUGGAUCCUCUCUUCAGCCAUUGGUUUGCCUGUGAUGUUCAUGGCAACAACGAAGUACAGGCAUGGUUCCAUAGACUGUACACUCACCUUCUCUCACCCAACCUGGUACUGGGAAAACCUGCUGAAAAUCUGUGUUUUCAUCUUUGCCUUCAUCAUGCCAGUCCUCAUCAUUACAGUAUGUUAUGGACUGAUGAUCUUACGCCUCAAGAGUGUCCGUAUGCUCUCUGGCUCCAAAGAAAAGGACAGGAACCUGCGAAGAAUCACCAGGAUGGUGCUGGUGGUUGUGGCUGUGUUCAUUGUCUGCUGGACUCCCAUUCACAUUUACGUCAUCAUUAAAGCCUUGAUUACAAUCCCAGAAACUACAUUCCAGACCGUUUCCUGGCACUUCUGCAUUGCUCUAGGUUACACAAACAGCUGCCUGAACCCAGUCCUGUACGCAUUUCUGGAUGAAAACUUCAAACGAUGCUUCAGAGAGUUCUGUAUCCCAACUUCCUCCACCAUUGAGCAACAAAACUCCACUCGAAUUCGUCAGAACACUAGAGACCACCCCUCCACGGCCAAUACAGUGGAUAGGACUAACCAUCAGCUGGAAAAUUUGGAAGCAGAAACUGCUCCAUUGCCCUAACUGGGUCUCAUGCCAUUCAGACCCUCACUGAGCUUAAAAGGCACCAUCUCUGUGGAAGUAUGUCGUUGCAGGAACAUGUGGGAGGCUCUAGUUUCCUAGGAAAGUGCCUGCUUCUGAGUCAUCAAAACUUGAUCCUCUGUGGCCACUCCACUCUGCACAGGAGAGGGACAUCUAAACUAAGUGAAGUGCUGGGAAAGAGAGAACUAUACCGCACUGAAGAGUCCGGUUUGUGUACAUAAUCCGAGGAAGAUGCCCAAUAGGACAGAAACACACCGUGGUAUGUGAACUGAGGUCAUCCUAGAAGGUGACUCCUUUGUGUGUAAUAUUUUGUUUGCAAGCAAACAUUGAUGGCCUCAUCAAAGAAAACGCCCAUCAAUUGUUAAAUUCACCAUAGCGACAUGAAAAGUAAAUGCUACCUCUGAUCAAAGGACCUUGUGUGGAAAGUCCAAGACUUUCUAGUCUUCUGUAAGGAAUACUUUCUUCUACUUUUUACCUUUAAUAUUAACCUUAAAAUUAUCUUCUGGUUAAGACAUCAUGUCCACCUUCAAGUCUUGGUUUUGUAUUCUUUAAAAGAAUAACAUCCCUUACCUAUCUCCACAUAAUUGCAAGAGAAGAAAUUAACAUGAAAGGUAAUCUGAAAGCCAGAAAUGUGUCAGCUGCAGAAAGGUUGAUUCUUGCACACUGAAAGUACUUCCUGAGAGUCUUAGUGGGCGAUUGUCCAUUCUAAGGCUUUCAGUGGUUUACUCCCUAGUUUCAGCUGUGCAGUUUCCUUCUUCUAUCUAAGUAUUCAUAAAAGGUAACAGUGGAUCAGUGAGCUCAUCAUUGCAUCUGUGCAGGAAGUCAAGCAUUAAAAUGUACUUACUUUUCAUUUCUCUGUAGUUUCUCCAUACUGCAUGCUCCCUUUGCAUAUUAUUUUCUCUCUUUUUUUUUUUUUAACUCUGCUCAGAAUACUUAUGCCUUUUGAAUCAAUGUGAUAAAAUGACAGGUUUUUUUGGUUGAUUUUCAGAACACUUUAAGCCUUUGGAAAAAUAUGGAUCCAAUAAGCUUAAUCUCAAAACAGAAAGACUCAAAUGACCGUAGAUAAACAUGGCUAAUCUUUUCACUCCUGUGUAGUUCCUUGGACAUGAAGUAUUAACAAUGACCCAAGAAUAUUUUCCUGAAGAUUGUGUUUAUAUGAUGUCACCACCAGUAUGUUGGUCUUUCUGAUCUUUGUUAAAUUAUGUCAAGAUUUUCUUUGUAAAAUUUCAGUCUUAUAAUCAAUUUCUCUAAGACAAUUCUACUCUAUGGUUUUCUUUGUUGUAACAUACAGUAGAGAUUAGGCAAUCACCUGUUUUAUUUUAUCUAUGUAGACAGUCAAGUUAGAUGCCUCAUGCCAAAAAGCCCUCCACUCUGAACUUUUGUCUCUAUUAAUUAGAUGAAUCAAGCACACUGAAGUUAUCUAUGAAAACAUCACAAAAAACAGGGUGCCAGCUUCCCUUAUCAGAAUAUUUCUGACUCUACAGGCUGCCAGUAGAUUCAAUGUUAAAAUCUGUGUCUGUCCCUCAAUACAAUAAGGCACAAAUACGCACCGGACAUCCAGAGGCAAUGUUUCAGGAAGACAGCUGUCUUGGAUCAAGAUAACUAAAUUUACUGUCUCGGAUCUAGUUGGCUGUAGUUAAUGUGGACCCAAUACAUAUAUCCAUUGGAUGAGAAAAAAACAAAAGCCAAGAUAAUAUUUUAUCUUGAAUAUUGAAGUCUUAUAUUGGCCUCUAAAAACCUAUUUCUCAAGUAUCAUGUCCCAGAAUGGAUAUGCAUUAUUUUUUAUUUUUUUUCUGGUCAGAGUAAUUAAAACUGGAGCCUGAAAAAUUUUUAGAAUGUU